CUGUGGGUAGCGCGAUAAGCCCAACUGAAUGGUCUGAUCAGUCGCGCAUCGAACUUGAGAUUCCAGUAGAACUGUUUCAAGCUACGUUGCAAGAUGUCUCGAGCAAUCACAAUUGCCUCUUGGCUAAUCCUUAGCAUUGGCGCCCUGGAACGAUGCCAGGCAAAUGUUGUGUUUCACUUUUCGCUGGAUUUCAAUGUGAAACAGCCCGAAAACUCUUCGGAAACGAUUAAUAAAACCAUCUUGGUGAAUCAUAAUCUGGUGUCGAUCCAGGACAAUGAGCCGGGGCCGACCACUGCCUGGUCUGAGCAGGACCAAUACAACGAGGUAGCAGUGGAGCUUUUAAUGGACACAAAGCGUGUGGUGCAACAGCUCAAUGUGGAGCUGUCGCCCCUGGUGGGACGCAGCAAUGAACUGGCCGCACGCCUCAAGCAGACCCUGCGUUAUGUCAACGAUGUGGAUGCCAGCCUGGAGAAUGGUCAUUUUGGCCAGCAUGUGGAGCAGCUGCGCAAGUACAUCACGCUGGUGGAUACCCUGCAAUUGCCGAGCAGAACAGGUGGUGUGCGCACCCUGGAAUUCGUACUGCUCAAGUUGGCGCUGGAGAAACACCAGUUGUUGGCCAAGAAUCAAGAAGUCGCCGAGUAUCUGCAGCGGGCGGAUGCGGCUUGGACAAGAUAUAAAAGCACACAGGUCGUCCUGUCAGAGAGCUGAGCCCAAAAAUAUCCCUAAAGAUAAAACAAUCCUCUUCGGUGUGCCGAAGUUGAAAUACCCUUGCAGAAAUAGAGCUUUCAAGCAAGUCAGAAAAUAUGACUUCGAAACGUUAAUUCCUAUUGGACCUCUACGAUAUAGUCGUCCGAUGAUAAUAAAAUUUUUUGCUUUUAUGUUAAAAGCAUAAAAAAUUCCAUAAAUGCCGAGUUUGUUGUUUCUCUGUAUUCGAUGGACUUAUUCUAUGUCAGCAAAAUGAUAUAGUUUUCCGAUCCAGCCGACUUGAGCAUAUGUCCUGCGUGCAGCUGAAAUAUAGAACUAAGCAAUGUUUCAUCAAUAAAGUUUUAAAUCUGAAUAA
Molecule: messenger RNA, 1060 nt
Organism: Drosophila montana
Lineage: Eukaryota; Metazoa; Arthropoda; Insecta; Diptera; Drosophilidae
Exons: 2
Coding region: 94-708 (204 amino acids)
Source: RefSeq, a predicted model, not a curated record